GAUGCCCAGUAAAACCAGUAACCUGAGUUGUAUGAAAGGCCUAGAUAAAAUGCUUAGUUAACAAAUGUAAAGGAGAUGCUCUUGAAUUGGCAGAAGGUGCCACUAAAUGCUAAACCUUGAAUUCACUAUCAGCCUCGGUGGGAAAGAAAAUCAUAAACAACUGUAAAAGAGAAAUCAGAUUAAGAAUCUCAAAAAAGCAUGCUUUUUUCAUGAGUAAGCUUUGAUCUUAGAUCCGAGAGCCUUUUACUUCUACGAGGACGAGAAGAUUCAUGUAGCUUAUGGCAAAGUUUGUCGAAUUUCCUUCGGUUUCUUUUCUUGAUUGUUUCUUCGUUCUCAUGCCACUUUUCCUCCUCUUCAGAACCUCUAUCCGUGAUCCAAUCCUCCUCUGAUUCCUCUGGUGGUAUAAGAAGGGGAUUACCCAAGGGUUGGAUCUCAUGAUCGGAGUUGUAGUGUACAUUCCAAUGUUUGCUAAGGACUUGCAGGUUGCAGACAUUGGUAAAUCCUUGGAGAGGGGAGGGUUUUCUGGACUCCGUGUCAUCUCCAUUAGCAGGUUCACUGUAGUUAUCAUCCUCAAAACACAAACUGACUUCCUUCCUAGGCUGUUAUCUAGAAGGACGUGGAGAGCAAAUGGUCACCAGAUGUAUCUCUCUAAAUGGGAUCCUCUUUUAGAGGAUAAGCUUGACAGCCCUUUGGCUCUCGUCUGGGUCACGCUCAAGCACAUCCCCUUCUUCCUUACAAACGCCCAAUCUCUAUUCUCUAUUGUGAAAACUCUAGGGAAACCCAUUCAAAUGGAUGAGACCACAGCGAGGGGUGGGUAUUUCAAUUCUACAAGAGUUCUGGUGGAGAUGGAAGCGUCCAAACCCAAACAACCUGCCAUUCUGGUACGUACUCCUGCAUGGGAACGUGAAAUACAACUCACGUAUGACCUUCCUUCUUACUGCAUGACUUGUGGACGCUGGGGUCACUGCUGCAUAAAAUCCCAACCCGUCGGAAAAGUCCUCACCGGCGGGGCAAUCUUGGUAAGGCAGCAAGCUGAUAAGGAGAUCAAGCCAAAUAACACACAUCAGUGGUUCCGUAUUCAGAGGAAAGGAAAGGCAACAGCUCAUAAUGUGAUGGCAGACAUCCAGCACACUCAGGCUAAUGGGCAAACGAACAAAGCCAAGCAAUGCUCAGAUAUUUCGGGCCCUUCCAAGUUGGGGUACACAGAGCAAAACAGGCCCAAUUUACAUAUGCAUAAUGUUAUUGGAUCCCCAAAAAGCCCAAGUGUCUCAUCCAAACUUGAAGCUGGGCCAACUACUAGCCCACUGGUGCACAGUCUCUCCUCAACAGGCCUAUCCAGCCCACCUAAACUACAAACUCCCAAGGCCUCACUUUGCAAACAAGUAGGAGCUAAUAAUGAACACUCCUCUCCUUUAAACUACCUGGAACUUCUCUCCACCAUUGAGGACAUUGACACCCCAAGUACCCCUACAUGCAUUCACUCUGAUGAGGAAGGUGAGAGGGCUCAGGAUAAGAGUCCUCUUCAUGCCCUGGAGAACAAUUUUUCUCAGGCUAAUAUCAAUGCAGUCCCUUUCAUGAAGGGUAGAGCUGCAAUGCUUGGCCCAUUGUGGAUUUCUUCUGUCUAUGGCAGGCACACCAGGGCUGAAAGAACUGCAUUAUGGAAUGCCAUAUCAUCUAGGGCCCCUAGCAUACAUCCAUGGAUCAUUGGAGGAGAUUUUAACUGCAUCCACAGCCUUGACCAACACAAAGGAAACUGCAAUCCUUGCAAUAACUCAGUGGAGGAUUUUAGAGAAUGCAUGGAAGCUGGCAAUCUCCUUUACAUUCAUCCUUUAGGAGGACAUUUUUCUUGGAGUGGGAAACGAAGCAAUGGGAAGCUUUGGCGCAGACUGGACCAUGUUUUUAGCAACCAACAGAUGCUGGAUAGGACUAGCAGUCUACAACUCUCUAUGCUUAGUAAGGGAGCAUCAGAUCAUAUGCCUUUUCUCUUGGAACUCUCCUUGGAUACUUAUUCUAGUCCCAAACCCUUCCGGUUCUUGGACUUGUGGGUUUCACACCACACUUUAGAAGGCACCAUCAGAUCUUUUUGGGAGAGCAAUAAAACUUACAAUGGAAUGAAAGGCCUUGGGAGAAAACUCAAGGAUCUCAAGGCCAUUUUGUCCAAAUGGAGCAAGGAGGAGUUUGGUAACAUCUUCAGCAACUUAAGGAGGCAGAAUCUAGAGCAAGCAGGGCACAAGAUCAUUUUGAGGCAAACCCAAACCCGGAAUCUUUGGUUGAAUUUAACAAGGCCAAUGCUGAAUUACUCUUAUUUUCCAAAAGAGAAACUGACUUUUGGAGGCAGAAGUCUUGCAUCAGAUGGUUAAAAGAGGGGGAUAAUUUUUAUGUACAAAGUUGUUUUUGAAUAUAGAUAAGUGUUAUCU
Molecule: messenger RNA, 2417 nt
Organism: Cuscuta campestris
Lineage: Eukaryota; Viridiplantae; Streptophyta; Magnoliopsida; Solanales; Convolvulaceae
Source: the annotation of a GenBank genome assembly